Messenger RNA from Drosophila kikkawai, 2439 nucleotides. RefSeq lists its product as uncharacterized. NCBI's taxonomy places the organism in Eukaryota, Metazoa, Arthropoda, Insecta, Diptera, Drosophilidae. The record is from RefSeq and is a predicted model, not a curated record.
UGGUAGCUGCCUAGUUUUGCGUUCAUCGAUAAAAAAAAAAGGUGGCAGCACUUCUAGUGAUAAUCUGCAAUCGAUUAAACACAAUGGCGGUUUUUAUUUAAACAUUUUUUAAUAGGAUUUAUCUUAUUUUAGACUUAGCUUAAUAUUUUAAUAAUACAUACCCCUGAUACAUUUAUAUAAUUGUAUCAUGUUGUGGACAUUAUAAUUCUAUCAUGAAUAUAAGGAACACAAAACUGUAGCUUUUGCUCAACUUAUCAUUGACUUAACUGUACUAUGGAAAUGUCUCAAAAUUUCCCAGCAUAUGUCAAUUAUUCAUGUUUAAUCCAUCCCACACAUUGUUUGCUACAAUAAACACUUUAACAUAUUCAUACUCUUCGGUAUUGGGCCAAUCAGGAUAAAAUUCCGAAAACUCGUGAACAUACAUUCCCGAAAAUGGCGUUCACCUACAAGGAACUUAUCGAAGUGGCCAUUGGGUCACCGGAAUCGGGACACGUUAACUUUUACGCCUUACAAGUUCUGCUCACGUGCUUUGCUCAGCGUUUGGAGGUCCUGGAUAAGGUCGUCGUGCAGGACGAUUACAUGAUGAACAACGUGCGCUUUCAGAGAAGUUUAUUAAACUUAAGCAAAUCGCGCAUGCCUCGUAUGUUUGCUGGAGCGGACGCUGAGGAAGAUGCACCGGCUGAAGCGCCGGCCGAGGAGCUAGCUCCGCCUACUGAGGCCGAAGAGGUUCCUCCAGUUAACGAGGCUGAAGAGGCUCCUCCGCUUCCUCAGGCCGAAGAGGCUCCUCCGCUUCCGCAGGCCGAAGAGGCCACGGCGGAGGAAAUCGCUAAAACGGAGCCAACCGAGGAUGUGCCAGAGCUAGAACCUGAACCUGCAGCUUCUAGGCUGAGCCAGGAAGCAGGAGCUCCGGCCUCUCAACCAGAGCCGGAACCUUCACAAGGUUCACAUGAUGCUAUGGAAGACUGCUUGGAAGUCUCUGCCGUGCCUUCACAGGUUUCUCAUAUUUCCGCUCACUCUAUGAAUGCCAACUUUCGGCGCUUGGAUGAGCGUUUAAAAAAAGUUGAGCUAUACAAGGAGCGGACCGACAUGGAAAUGAAUGACUUUAUACCCAAUCUCAAGGGGCAGGUGAAGAUAAUAGUGAAGCAGCUGGACACUGUAGCCCACAUGAUGAUCGACCAGAGACAGGAUCCUCAGAGGAUAAAGCUACUUCGUCAAUUUUCCAAACAGCUAAGGGUGCUAAUGAGGGCAGCAGACGAAGAAAUUUCUAUCGGAACGUCCACUGAUGAGGGCGAAGGGGCUGAAGAAGAGCUGGGGCUGCUACACGAAGAGGUUCAAGAGGAGUCCUCUGCCAGCACGGUAAUGGAGAAGGUCGAGGAGGAGCAGGAACAAGAAUUUGGGCUGAAGUGCCUUGUGUACUCCCCAAGUCGAAUGCUUAACGAGCUGUUGGAUAACAAAGCACUAUUUUGUGCCUUAAACAGCAAGGUCAACGAUCUGACGGCUGCUUUCCACAAGCAGGAAACCCAAAAGCUUUUUGGUAUGAUAAAUGACCUGCAAGCCACUGUGCGGGAGGUCAGACUCUACAUGGCCAGCAAUAUAGAGCUCAACGGCCAGAUAAUGGCUCGCUUAAAAGUUCUUGAGAACGAUGCGGAACUGAUGAAGAAGACCGCUGAUCAAUUGGACAUUGUAAAAUCAGAUAGGGAAGAGAUGGAGCAUCUGUUGGCCGAGAAACCGAACUUCGAGCAACUGGCGACCAAGAUGUCUCUGGAGCAGCACGAAGAAUUCAAGGUCAGGCUAGAUAUGAAGUUCUGUGAGAUCCAAAACAUUAUCGGUCUCAACGAAAAGAACGUGCUGCAGAUCAUUGAUAAUCUCCGCAUUACACUGGGCGUCGAAGCAUUGGAGCUGAGUUUCAAAGACUUCCGAGAGAUGAUCGAGCGGAAGGUGCACACAUUUGCAGACGCUCUACAGAAGUAUAUCGAGAUGACCAACGAUGAUUGUGCCGCCGCCGUUGCCAAGGUCAAGGUGAUGAAUGAUCUGGCCUGUCUCUCCUGCGACACCGAAUGUGUGAUGCGCACCGUGGAACGCUCAAAGGUGCCUACGCUCCCCAAAGCAAAGGGCUCCAAUGGUCUGGGUCCCCUUAUUACCUACGAGCUGGGACAGAUUCGCAAAUCUGGAGCCAUGGGUUACUAUCGCAAGGACGAGUACCCCCAAUCCACAAGUGCAUGGGCAAAGGGUAUUUCCGCAGCGCCCAUGGCGAAGUGCACUCAAAGGCGUGCGGGAGGAACCCACACUAUUCACACGGCUGAGGAGCAUAUGCAGAAGGUGCUGCUAUCCAAGAAGACCACAGUAUUGGCAUAAAGCCCCCAUUAAUUUUAAAUAACUUAAUUAAAAAGAAGUGUUGUUGUUGUUAUUCAACCUGGCAUUAAAAGGUCAUCAACUCAA